Rhopalosiphum maidis (corn leaf aphid) is the source of this 1127-nucleotide messenger RNA. RefSeq lists its product as uncharacterized. Gene Ontology annotation, cellular component: nucleosome. Gene Ontology annotation, biological process: nucleosome assembly. The record is from RefSeq and is a predicted model, not a curated record. The coding region runs from base 48 to 1067 and encodes 339 amino acids. The transcript has 4 exons. Gene Ontology annotation, molecular function: protein heterodimerization activity; DNA binding; structural constituent of chromatin. NCBI's taxonomy places the organism in Eukaryota, Metazoa, Arthropoda, Insecta, Hemiptera, Aphididae.
UUGGAGCAACUUGUCAAGUAUUCAGCUAGAAACUACAUAAAAUCAACAUGACCGGACGCGGUAAAGGAGGAAAAGGUCUUGGAAAAGGAGGCGCCAAACGUCAUCGUAAAGUACUUCGUGAUAACAUCCAGGGAAUCACCAAGCCUGCCAUUCGUCGGUUAGCUCGUCGUGGUGGUGUGAAGCGUAUCUCUGGUUUGAUUUACGAAGAAACCCGCGGUGUGUUGAAAGUAUUCCUGGAGAACGUAAUCCGUGAUGCAGUCACCUACACCGAACACGCCAAACGAAAGACCGUUACCGCCAUGGACGUCGUUUAUGCCCUGAAACGGCAAGGACGCACCUUUAUGACGGCCGUGCACAUACAAUCUACUCAACCAAAUUCAACAAUGGCCCGAACCAAGCAGACCGCACGUAAAUCUACCGGGGGCAAGGCUCCUAGGAAGCAGCUGGCAACCAAAGCCGCUCGCAAGAGCGCACCAGCCACCGGUGGUGUGAAAAAACCACAUCGUUACCGUCCGGGAACCGUCGCUCUCCGUGAGAUCCGUCGUUACCAGAAGAGCACGGAGUUGUUGAUCCGCAAAUUGCCGUUCCAACGUCUGGUGCGUGAAAUCGCCCAGGACUUUAAGACCGACUUGCGUUUCCAAAGUUCCGCUGUCAUGGCAUUGCAAGAAGCAAGCGAGGCGUAUUUAGUCGGCUUGUUUGAAGACACCAACUUGUGCGCCAUCCACGCCAAGCUUAAAAACAUUUCUCCAACAAUCAUGACAGGACGCGGUAAAGGAGGAAAAGGUCUUGGAAAAGGAGGUGCCAAACGUCAUCGAAAAGUACUCCGUGAUAACAUUCAGGGAAUCACCAAGCCUGCCAUUCGUCGUUUAGCUCGUCGUGGUGGAGUGAAACGUAUCUCCGGUUUGAUCUACGAAGAGACCCGCGGAGUAUUGAAAGUAUUUCUGGAAAAUGUGAUUCGUGAUGCAGUCACCUACACCGAACACGCUAAACGAAAAACCGUUACUGCCAUGGACGUUGUCUAUGCUUUAAAAAGACAAGGCCGUACACUUUACGGAUUUGGUGGAUAAAAUUAUGAAACAUUAAAAUUUAUUUAUACUUAAAAGGCCCUUUUUAGGGCCACCAAAUUU